GUGAAUAUUGGCAUGAAACAUCGAUGCAAAGGCGCCUAACGCCGCAUAGUACAUACUACCUACGCUGUAUGUAUAUCUCGUGCAACAUAACGUGUGUCAGUUGUUAACUGUCGGCCAUGCGAUGAAAACUGUCAGGAACGGUGAUGAUUUACCGCGGCGCUUGAUGUCGACGCGCAUGGAAACAAAUGGACUGAUUCUACAAAGAGAUUUCACGUGCGAGGAACGAGAUCAGUAAUCUCCGUUACAAUGGCAAACAGGAAGUUUUGCGUGCGAAAAGACGAAUUAAGGGAUGACGAGGAAUGGCUAGCUUUCUCCCUGGAGAUCUUCUCGAGAGCAUUUCAUUUAUUGAAAAAUUUCACGGAGUUCUUGAAGUCGCGUAUGGGCAACUGCUGCGGUAUAGAUCAUGAUAGGAUGCAUCUGUUCGGAGCAUUGAGCGUGGUAGCUGGGACAAUGAAAUACAAACGACCUGAUUUAUUUCGCGACAUCUGCGGUUGUAUACGACAAGAUGAACAAAAAGUCAUACCCGAUUACAUAAUUCAAAACAUAAAUAAAGUGUUGACCAACCUGCAAAAAUGUUGUGUGAUCGAAAAUAUCGUCUGCGACGUGAAAGACAUGUUGGAAGUCCUCGAGGAAAUUCUGAUCUGUUCAACGUCGGUGGAACUAGGGAUAUUGUCCUAUCUUCUCCACGAAAUCAUGAAAAAACUGAUAUCUUGUCGUGAAACUUCGCCAGAUCAACUCACCCACGCUGACGUAAACAGGGUACUACGUCUUGUAAAUAAUUUCAUUCGAGAUUGGAGCAUGAGAAACUCGCUUUGCAGAUUUUGCGGCCGUGCUGCUAGUAAAGUAGCUCAGCAAUGGGGUACAUACUGUUGCAGAAGUCAUGAAUUAUAUUACGAUGUUUGCGAAGAAUGGUGGCAACAGCAAACGAUAUCUAACGACUGGAAAACAGAUCGCAGCGACAAUCGAAUGAAGCAGUCGAAGAGCGACGACGAUUACACGGGGUUCUUUUCCGGUGGGCCCGGAGACAGACGAGUUGCGGGUGAUGAAUCCAACGUCGAAGACACGAGGUGGUGGACUGCAUGUGUCCCGCGGAAGCCCGGAGUCAUCGAUCGAGCCAUAAAACGCUGGGACAACGAUGGGCCAAUCGCUGCGUUUCGAAGAGUGGCCGGAUCGUCGUCGAGGAAAACAGAGGCGGGAGAUUGCGGGGCAGCUGGACGAGGGCCGGAUAAAUUCGAGGAAAUCGAGGACGGGGAUUUAAGAACGGCAUCGUGCCGUACGAUCGAAGGUGGCCGCGUUCCAGCGAGGCGUCGCAGACGAGAGAAACGUGACGGUGCUCUUUGCGAAGAGCGCGCCGGGUUACGAGGAGCCCUGGACGCGGACUUAGAAGGAACGGCUGUUGGAAAAAUGAGCGAAAUUAAAAGCGACAAGAUUUCCGCUCGCGACCGUAGAAGAGGCAGGCUGUUCAAGAGAGACGGCGAGGUAAAUGGGACCGACCAAUCACCCGGGAAGAAGGCUGGGGAUCCAUCAAGGUUGGGGCACGAGCGAGGCUAUCCGAAAGCUGAUUCCCCGAAAGACAUCCGAUCGGGAACGAUGAAGCCAAAAGCGGGAGAUUAUGAGGAUGGUCAAUCGGAUCGAGAUCGAAAGACGCCGAUAGGUAAGAAGUCGAAAGCGAAGAAGCUCGGGUUAGGGGACGAUGAGGAGUACGAAGAGCCUCCGCGGAGCAAGAAGAAAUCGAAGAGAGCCCAAAGUUUGGAACCAAUUGACGAGGAAUAUGGUAAAAGAGCUGGUUCUAGAAAGCGAUUAUCGGGAAGGACGAGAGGAAAAGAAGAUACGGAUGAUGAAGAGAGGACCGAUCGACGCGGCACGAACAAGGUUGGAAUAAAGAAGAACCACGAAUUCGAAGGGAGGUUGGGUGUUGGCGAGGACAUAAGCGCUCGGGAACAAACGAAGAAAAAAAAGGGUGCACUUGACAGCACGGAGGGGGAAGAAAGUGUUCGUAAACGUGAUGGAAAACGGAGAGGUCGAUCGAGCGACGACGAAGCCGAUUCGGACGUAAUGAAGAGGGGCAAGGCUGGGAAAAUACGUGGCGCCAGAACAGGAGAUAAAUCAACGGCCGAAUCAGAGGGCAAAAGUAAGAAAGAGACGAGGGAAGCCGGUACUGAGGGACGUACUAAAGGUGGUCCGAGCAAAGCGGACGGCGAUUACAGCAAGAUAAAUGGAUCGCGUUACUACCGCGAUACGACAAAAGCCCCGGAUCUUUACAGAACAGGAGGCAAAGACUGCGUGGGAGUGGAAAGAAAGUCGCAGAUAGUCGGGGUGUUCGACACCGUGGGCAACGGCGCAGUCUUUGACGAGGACGGCGCGACAAGGUACGUGACGGAAAAGAAUUUCACAGGAAUUUUUAAUUACUGUCGCCCGGAGACACCUCCAGUUCAAGUUUCCAAUUAUUUCUGCAGGCUGUCCUACAAUCAGAUUGGAGGAAUUUGGGGGGAUAAUCCUGCUGGCCCGCCGCUGGUGUGGAAAUGGGACGCCGACGAAAAGAACUUGCUCGUGGAAACUGUAUAUCUGGAGAAACCGGUAAAUCGAAUAGAGAGGUUUCUUCAUCGGUCGACGCGAUCAUUAAAGAGUUCCGGAAGUGGGAAAGCACCAUCGUCGCCGGCGAGCUCGCGGAAUAAGGAGAAGAAGGUCGUGGAACAGAAACCUGUUGUCGCGGUGCACGACACCGAAGAAGAGGUCACGUCCGGCACUUUCAGCGUCCAAGACGACUAUACCAAAGACAAUCCUCUGCUGAAAAUGAUCUGUUUAAAACUGACUCGCAACAUCAGCUUGAGACUUUCGAACCGAAGGGACAUUUGCCUACAAUUCUUUGCUGCUGGGAAAAAUAUCAGAAUAGAGAUAGGCACGGUCCUGAAUUUUGAGAAAAAAGUGGCAUCGCACUUCGUAGACACGAGCCUGCGCGACGGCAUAUUAAAGUGUCCAUGACUGUCGGACCUUCGCCUUCUGGCACCCCUAAGCUCGGCUGGAAAACCUUCAACCGACCUCGGCCGACCUCCGAGGGUGGCUAGGUUACCCUCGUGCUCCUCGGAACCGGCGGUUCCCUUUCUCUUCACGGUCUGGUAGGCCGCUGCCGGGUGGCCAGGAAGAGGAGGUGGAGGAAGGUGAAUGUUAUCCUGCGGACUUUGUGGCGAGCUGCUGGCCGUCGCGUCACCCGUCGUCGAACUGGGCGAGGAGGAUGAGGUUUGCGCUUGUGGGGCUGGUACUACGUCCGGAUUCGGCUCGCUGUUGGGGGAAAAUAUUGACUUUGUAUUCGGAAUAAAAUUGAACUUCUGAAAUAACGAAUGCUGUAGUGCGCCGCGUAACUACGGUGAAUUUUGACGCUCGGAUUGUGCACAAAAAUGGACAAUUUUGGAAGAGGAGAUACGAUUAUUCGAGCAUUGCGAGCCUUGUUAACGAUUGCCACCAGCUAUAAAAAGCCGCAAGGCUCGAAUAAUUGUAUCUCCUCUUCCCAAAUCGUCCGUUUCUAUGUACACUCUGAGCGUUAUUUAAGGAGAAAUUAUUUAUAUAUUUAUUAUAUAUUAUAUAUU
Molecule: messenger RNA, 3584 nt
Organism: Megalopta genalis
Lineage: Eukaryota; Metazoa; Arthropoda; Insecta; Hymenoptera; Halictidae
Source: RefSeq, a predicted model, not a curated record